AUGCGAGAAUGUGCUGAAAAACCAGAUGUUUGCACAAAAUUUGACCACUUUACACAAUCUAAUGAGAAAACCCUCCCUCAAUUUAUGGAUCAGCUCAUUAAGAUGGGAGGUGCUGGAAGUGGUCUGCAGAGACCUGGAAGGUUGAGCCAUGAAACUAUUGGAACUAGCUUUGCAGAUGGGAGCUUGUGGCCGGAGAAACCAACAUGGAAGCAGGGAGUGGCCAAGGUGAAGAGAAAGAAGCCUCUGAGACCUUGUGAAUGUCAAAAGGUUCACAAUGUAGCUUGGUAUACUAGUAUUUCAGCAUCUAGAGGAGGGAAUGGGCAUCUUCAGAAUAAGGUGGAGCUGAGACAAAGUACCAUCUCCAAGACUGUAGAAGAGGUGAAGAAAAUCAUCCAUGAAUUGACCUCAGUAAUCAGUUCAAAAGACAUUAGAUUCCAACCCAUUUCUAAAUCAGACCUUUACAAUGAGAACAUAAAGGUUUUGGCACCUAACCAGUUCCUUAUCACAGUCCCCCUUAAAGGAUUGGUUGGGUAUAAAAAGCAACAGAACCGAAGGUGGUGGUAUUAUUCCUUGAGUGGCUCUCCCCAGGUCUCUCCAGUUCGGGAUCCUGAAGAUUUGUACCAAUGGCUGGAAGUAAAUCAGUUUUUGAAGUCUCUGCAGCAGUGGCAUGAAAUGGAUGUGAUUAUGGAAGGAGACAUCAUACCAGCAAAGGUCCUUCAAGUGUUCCAGAAUCUGGUGGAUAUCUCAAUUAAGACCUGCAGCUGCUCUAGAAAAGCCAACCUACUAGACUCUUAUGGUUCCACAGUUCGACUAGAAAUAGAGACAUCAGUAUGUCAGGUGGAAGUAGAAUUGGUUCCUGUGGUAGAGAUCUUCAACCAAUGGUGUGACAAGGCUCGGUGGCCUCGAUGUUUGAAGCGGUGGCCUUCUCGGGAGAAAGCAGAAGGUGUUAAGUCAAUUGGGUUUAGCCUGAUGGCUUGCUCCAGUUUCCACUGGCAAUUGAACUUCUCUCAAGCUGAGUAUAUGCUGAUGGAGGGGAUAGAUGAGGACGGUGGUUGCCGAAAGACAUAUUUCCAGGUCCUGAGGCAGAUGAAAGAGGAUGUUUGGUGUCCCGGAAACAGACCUAUCAUCACAUCUCAGCAUCUUAAGAUGGUUCUGUUUUGGACUUGUGAGAAGUACCCACAUGCCAAAGACUGGAAAAUUUUCACAGUAUCCUUUCUGCGCCUGGUCCAUAAGCUGCACAAGUGUGUGUCCCAGCACUUCUUGAAACAUUUUGUUGAUAGAAACAACAUGUUUCAGAAUGUCAGCAUAAAUGACUUGGAUGCCAUAGCCCAAAAGCUGACCCUUUUUCUAGAGAAUCCAGUACUCUGCUGGACCUGAGUGCUAGGAAGGGUCUCCAAGGCUUCCAGGGGUCAAUUCCUCUUGACCUUGCCUGAC
Messenger RNA from Monodelphis domestica (gray short-tailed opossum), 1434 nucleotides. The record is from RefSeq and is a predicted model, not a curated record. Lineage: Eukaryota; Metazoa; Chordata; Mammalia; Didelphimorphia; Didelphidae.